Messenger RNA from Caenorhabditis remanei, 807 nucleotides. RefSeq lists its product as uncharacterized. NCBI's taxonomy places the organism in Eukaryota, Metazoa, Nematoda, Chromadorea, Rhabditida, Rhabditidae. Bases 1 to 807 code for a protein of 268 amino acids. The transcript is spliced from 4 exons. Gene Ontology annotation, biological process: embryo development. The record is from RefSeq and is a predicted model, not a curated record.
AUGAAACCCUUUCGACUACUCCAUCUCCCUCACUUACCGUUUAGAAAAAUCGCAUCGGAAAUCAAUUUAUUCUAUGAAAAUCGCGGUGUGCUCACAUUUUUGUGCACAGAUUACUAUAGUGCAGCUGAUCAGAUCGUAGAAUAUUUAAAAAAUACAUUCAAUUGUGAACUGACGAGAUGUAAGGUUUCACCAAGUGGAUAUCCGGAAUAUAGACAACUCAUCACUCAGACGAUUAAUAAUUCAAAGAUUAGAGAACUGGAUUUUGGAGAAUCGGAGCAAGAAGUAGAUGCAGAGGAUAUUGAUUUUGUAUUCAACAAUCUGAAGACUGAUAAAAUGCUGAUUGUUUCUGGUCGACUUGACAAAACUUAUCAACUUCAAAAUCCACUAAACUUCCCAUUUUUCUUUGUUGGUUAUGCUCCGUGGUUUCGGCCUGAGGACCUAUUCAAUGCAAACUGUGAGCAUCUAGCAAUAUUAUUUGCAGACAAAUUGGAACCAGCCAAUAUUAACUUAUAUCUAAAACAAUGGAUCAAUGGAGAACAUUCGAGAAUCCUUUCCCUUCGUAUAGAAUCGAUAUGGUUUUCUUCAAGUCAUCAAAAUGGAAACCAGCAACUUUUCAAUGGAAUUGAAACAAGAUCAUUCGACAUGAAAAGAGAAAUCAGUGAUUACAAAAAAUCUGUUUUCUAUAGUCUGUUUGGAAAUCAAUUCGUCGAUUAUCAGUUCUGGGAUAUUCGUCGUAACGAUGGCACCAUCGGAUCUAUUGCACUUAAAACCAGUUGUUGUUUCUUUCAUGUUUGGUGUAUCAAAUAA